This is a messenger RNA of Closterium sp. Yama58-4, 2214 nucleotides long. Lineage: Eukaryota; Viridiplantae; Streptophyta; Zygnematophyceae; Desmidiales; Closteriaceae. The record is from the annotation of a GenBank genome assembly.
AUGGAAGCUCACGACAACCGCAAUUGUAGGCUCUUUUGCGCCGCCCUCGCCUCUCUCCUCCUGCUCUCCUGCACAACCCUUGCGUGGGCUGCAGACAAGUCAAACCCGCCGUUCGUCAAGGCACCCAUCACCGAUACGCAAUGGCACAAGGGAAGCGCCACAUUUUACGGCAACGAGAUGCUGCAGGGCAACUCGGGCAACUGCGGGUUCCCAUACCGGUUCGUGGAUAACGUAACCCAGGUGGCCGUUCCCGACCCGCGCUGGUCUCAGUCGCUCACGAAUGGCGUGCAGCCCUUUAAGGGCGCGGCGUGCGGGCAGUGCUACGAGGUGAAGUGCUUGCGCUCGCCGCGGUACGGAAGCAAGGUGCACUGCUCGUCGGACAAGCCGACGCGCGUGGUGAUCACCAACUUUGACACGCCGCGGUCCGAGGGGUGGCCGAACAACCACUUCGACUUCCACAACACGGGCUUUAGGAAAAUCGCGGCGCUAGAAGCGGGAAUCAUCAACGUCAUGUGGCGGCGCGUGAGAUGCCCCCAAAGCACGCCGAAAUUUACCGUGAAGGGCAACCCGUACUUUCACGACAUCACCGUGUACGACGUGCCGGGUGUGGGCGCCAUAACGGGCGUGUGGGUGCAGGUGGCGGGCAGCGGCGGUUGGCAGAAGGCGCGGCAAAGCUGGGGCGCGCAUUACUUUCUGAGCGGCAAGGUGGAUUGGAACAAUCCGAAAACCAAGCUUCGCCUCAACGCCCGUCACGGCGUCGCCUCGCCGCAAAUCCGCACGCGGCAUCGUCACCUCGCCUCCUCACGCCACCUUGAUCACGCUCACCGCGCCACAACAUGCAGGCCCUUAUUCGCCGACCAAUCCCCCCUUUCCCCAUCCCGUUCUCCCCUUUCCCCAUCCCGUUCUCCCCUUCCCCAUCCCGUUCUCCCCUUUCCCCAUCCCGUUCACCCCUUUCCCCAUCCCGUUCUCCCCUUUCCCCUUUCCCCAUCCCGUUCUCCCCUUUCCCCAUCCCGUUCUCCCCUUUCCCCAUCCCGUUCUCCCCUUUCCCCAUCCCGUUCUCCCCUUCCCCAUCCCGUUCUCCCCUUCCGCAUCCCGUCCUCCCCUUUCCGCAUCCCGUUCUCCCCUUUCCGCAUCCCGUUCUCCCCUUUCCGCAUCCCGUUCUCCCCUUUCCCCAUCCCGUUCUCCCCUUUCCCCAUCCCGUUCUCCCCUUUCCCCAUCCCGUUCUCCCCUUUCCCCAUCCCGUUCUCCCCCCCUUCUCCCCUUUCCCCAUCCAGUUCUCCCCUUUCCCCAUCCCGUUCUCCCCUUUCCCCAUCCCGUUCUCCCCUUUCCGCAUCCCGUUCUCCCCUUCUCCGCAUCCCGUUCUCCCCUUUCCGCAUCCCGUUCUCCCCUUUCCCCAUCCCGUUCUCCCUCGUUUCCCUCGCUUCCCUCCCUUCCCUCGUUUCCCUCUCUUCCCUCCCUUCCCUCGUUUCCCUCUCUUCCCUCCCUUCCCUCGAUUCUCUCUCAUCCCUCCCUCCCUCGGUUCCCUCUCUUCCCUCCCUUCCCUCGUUUCCCUCUCUUCCCUCCCUUCCCUCGUUUCCCUCUCUUCCCUCCCUUCCCUCGUUUCCCUCUCUUCCCUCCCUUCCCUCGUUUCCCUCUCUUCCCUCCCUUCCCUCGAUUCUCUCUCAUCCCUCCCUCCCCCGUUUCCCUCUCUUCCCUCCCUUCCCUCGUUUCCCUCUCUUCCCUCCCUUCCCUCGUUUCCCUCUCUUCCCUCCCUUCCCUCGUUUCCCUCUCUUCCCUCCCUUCCCUCGAUUCUCUCUCAUCCCUCCCUCCCUCGUUUCCCUCUCUUCCCUCCCUUCCCUCGUUUCCCUCUCUUCCCUCCCUUCCCUCGUUUCCCUCUCUUCCCUCCCUUCCCUCGUUUCCCUCUCUUCCCUCCCUUCCCUCGUUUCCCUCUCUUCCCUCCCUUCCCUCGUUUCCCUCUCUUCCCUCGUUUCCCUCCCUUCCCUCCCUUCCCUCUCGAUACCGUGUUUUCAUGGCUAUACUUUCUCAAACCGUGCUUCUCUUGCAGGCGGGGUGACUCCAACUCCGCACAUUGUACCGCCUGCGCCAAUCCUCACACAUCAAAGCCACCUCUCCACCCAGUCCCACACUAGUUUCAUUCUCGUCUCCAACAGCUCUCACAUCCACAUCCCCUUGAUCGAUUUCUGUGCUUGUGUUGCAGGUGGGGUGCUUUCCUGA